AUGCUCCUAUUGGUCUCUCAGAUUCUAUUCUCUUUUCUCGUCAUUCUAUUACUAUUCUAUGACGUAGUGUUUCUCAUUGUAACUGUCAAGAAGCGUCUGAAAGAUAUUCCAGUAAUCUAUAUCGUUUGUAUGACGAUUUGUGGAAUUGUAAAUAAAAUCUCUCAAAUUAUACUAGUGGAUGGAUAUCUGAUAUCAAAGACAAUCGGUGGAGAUGAGGGAUAUGAAGAAUACCGUCAAUUCCUGGGAAAACCAAUAUCUCUAAUUGAGACAUGGGGGUAUCUUACACCUUUUUAUUUCAACUGGCUAAUGACUAUCCAUCGUGUUGUGGUAGUCAUCGUCCCAAGGAAACUCUGGAUGUUCUCAGAUUCCCAUUUGAAAUGUUACUGUAUUUUUAUUAUGAUAAUAUCUCUUAUUGAUCUCCUCAUCCCUUAUUUCUCCAAUUGCUAUAUCAAUUUCCAAGCACAUCCUGCUACAUGGGCCUCUGCUUGUGCUCCUGAUAGACAUCCCUUAACCUGGUUUCAAAACAAGUAUAUCAUAUACUUCCCGGUCACCGCUAUGUUGGUUAAUCUCCUUCUCAUAAUGUAUAUGAAAAUGACACGUGGAAUAACAAAUGAUAGAGCUAUGAUCCGUCAAGUAGCCGCCACGGCAAUCUACCUAUCAAUCUAUGAAAUCGGUAGCUUAUAUAUCCGUCUGUUGCCGGAACACUUUGACGUGAUGUCAUCUGAAUUCAAGGAUAUUUUUUACUUCAUUCGGAUUCUGACAAUUUGCUCCUUGAACUUUUUCGUCUAUUUUGCGAUAACCCGUGUCACAAGACAACUCGUUCUCGAGUUUCUCGGGUUUUCCAAAAAGAGGAGAGCAGUGGCGACGAUUACGAUCUGCUCUUUUCCAGAAUAUCGUCGAUUCUUCGGUAAGCAGCUCUCUCUUAUUGUCACCUGGGGCUAUCUGACACCUAUAUAUUUCAACUGGCUAAUGACUAUUCAUCGUGUCGGAGUAGUAAUUGCGCCAAUGAAAGUUUGGAUCUUUUCAGAGCCGAAACUGAUGGGCUACUGUAUCGGGAUUAUGAUCCUUUCUUACAUUGACAUGCUCAUCCCUUACUUCUCUUCUUGCUCUAUCAAUUUUCAUGCUCAUCCUGCUACGUGGAUUUCCGCAUGUGCUCCUGAUAGACAUCCCUUAACCUGGUUUCAAAACAAGUAUAUCAUAUACUUCCCAGUCACCGCUAUGUUGGCUAAUAUUCUUCUCAUAAUGUAUAUGAAAAUGACACGUGGAAUAACAAAUGAUGGAGCUAUGAUCCGUCAAGUUGCCGCCACGGCUAUCUACCUAUCUAUCUAUGAGAUAGGCAGCUUAUAUAUCCGUCUAUUGCCGGAAUACUUUGAAGUGAUGUCAUCUGAAUUCAAAGACAUUUUCUAUUUCGUUCGGAUUCUGACAAUUUGCUCCUUGAACUUCUUUGUCUAUUUUGUUAUAACCCGUGUCACAAGACAACUCGUUCUAGAGUUUCUCGGGUUUUCCAAAAAGAAGCAAACCGUUACGACAAUUACAGUAACCCUGACUCAGAAGCGAAUAUUCUUGUAUAGCUUUGGAAUUCUGGUAAGACAAAAUCUGAAUCUCAAUCCUAUGCCAGUUCAGAUUCUCUGUCUUGUUCUGCUUUUAAUACCCUACUUUUCUACAUGCUCCGUGAACUUUAUGGCAAGUAAGCUGGAAUUCCAAACAGACUGCUCCCCAGAUAGACAUCCGAUGACCCGAAUCACCAACACCCAUCUCAUCUGGAUCCCAACCACCUUGCUCCUAAUAAAUCUCACUCUAGUCCUCCACCUCAAGGCAGUCCGCCACUCGGUAUACUCUAAGAUGCUCCAAAAGACUUCUACUGUGUCAAUGACAAGUUCCACCCAACUGGCACAAUGCCAGAAGCGAAGAGAACAAAUGUUGAUGCGUCAGGCGUUGGCAAUUACCGUAUACCUAUCCUUCUAUGAAGUCGGCACCUUCCUAAUGCGCACUUUCCCGGAUACCUACUCAAGCCUCCCACAGUCCGUUCGUGACGCCUACUUCUAUUUUCGUCUGGAAACAAUUUGCGCCAUGAAUUUCUUCGUAUAUUUCAUGGAGAGCUCAUCAAUGAGAAAGAUGUUGAAGUCAUUUCUGGGGUGUGCGGAAAAGAAAUCAAGUAUUAUUGGGAGAAGUCAUUCAGAAGCUCCUAAGUUUGCUGCCGACGGAUUCCUUGUAUUCGGUGGAGUCGCCGUCGUUUGUGGUUUCAACGGGGAAGAGAAUCCACCAAGCAAAUCAGAAUUCGACCAUGACGAUGUGGCUGGACUCGCCGUACUACUCAAAUUGCUUCCAGAACUCGUCGGUUUAAUCGGUGCGCCGAAAUCAAAGUCCACUAGAUUUGCAUUACUGGAACUUUGUGUAGAUGGAGCGGCGGCGGGAGGUGGUGCCUCAGCAGUCACAGAUCCUAAUCCCAACAAAUCAUCGAUAGCAGGAGCGGGCGAUGGAUUCUUCUGA
Molecule: messenger RNA, 2490 nt
Organism: Caenorhabditis remanei
Lineage: Eukaryota; Metazoa; Nematoda; Chromadorea; Rhabditida; Rhabditidae
Exons: 10
Coding region: 1-2490 (829 amino acids)
Source: RefSeq, a predicted model, not a curated record